Messenger RNA from Ziziphus jujuba (common jujube), 1128 nucleotides. RefSeq names its product calcium-transporting ATPase 12, plasma membrane-type-like. NCBI's taxonomy places the organism in Eukaryota, Viridiplantae, Streptophyta, Magnoliopsida, Rosales, Rhamnaceae. The transcript has a single exon. Gene Ontology annotation, cellular component: intracellular membrane-bounded organelle. The record is from RefSeq and is a predicted model, not a curated record. Gene Ontology annotation, molecular function: nucleotide binding; P-type calcium transporter activity. Bases 1 to 1128 code for a protein of 375 amino acids.
AUGGUAGAGGAUAGUACUGAUAAUCGUGAGAGUCACAACGUGCAGAUUGGCGAGACGAAUCCAUUUCUAUUUUCUGGAUCUCAAGUGAUUGAUGGUUAUGGUUGUCAGAUGGUGGUUACAUCAGUUGGCAUGAAGGCAAAAUGGUGCAAAAUCUUGAAUCAACAUAGUAGCAAGUCUAGUGAUCGGGAAACCACAGUGGAAGAGCGAGUGAACAGGUUUACUUACUCAAUACGUAUCAAGAUUGGUCUGCCAAUUGCCAUCAUAGGUUUUGUAAUCAUGCUCGGCAGAUACAUUUUUGGGAAAGCCACAAACAUUUAUGGACGGCGGGAAGAUUUUAUGUCUGGUCUUGCUGAUGAUAAUUAUAAAUAUUUGGAUUCUUCACUUGUGCAAUUUGUAACAAUUGCCUUUACCACUAUUGUGGUUGCAAUUCCAGAAAGCUUGAGAUUUGGUGUGCAACUUACUAUCUUUUUUUCAAAGAAGAGAACGAUGGGUGACAUGCAAAUGGUGAUAGAUUUCUCCGAUUCUGAGACUAUGGGAUCUAUCACCGCCAUUUGUACCAACAAGACAGGCACGCUAACCAUGAACCAAACCAAGGUCACGAAGUUUUGGCUUGGCCAAUGCUCUUUGGAAAAAGAAGCUUACUUUUCAAAUGUUUCUAAUAUUGUUCAAAACUUGUUACAAGAGGGAAUUGCUCUGAAUACAAGUAGUGCUAGAAAUAGUACUCCAACUGAUAAAGCAAUUCUUUCAUGGGCUAUUCACGACUUGCAUAUAGAUAUGAAAGUGAAAAGUAGGUGCGCAAUUCUUCGUCACUGCGUUUGUCAUGAUCAAGAGGCUGCAGCUUUCAGUUCACAGUCACUAUCACUGUCACAGUCACAGAAGAAGAAAUUACGAAGUGGGAUUUUGAUGAAGAGGAUGGCAGACAACACAGAGCAUGUCCAUUGGAAAGGAGAAGCAGAGAUGAUUCUAGAAAUGUGCUCAAGCUACUACGACCAGUCCGGGACCAUUAAAGAUCUCGACGAUAGACAAAAAGAGGACUUCGAUCGAAUCAUUCAAGGUAUGACGGAGAGCAGCCUCCAGUGCAUCGCGUUUGCUGGCGUUGGAGUUGAUUCAGAUGGAAAUCAUCAUUAA